CCCUAUGAUUGGGGUUUGAGCCGAGCCGAGCUCCGAGUUAAAAGAGCGGGCAUCCGUCUCCUCGUUCGCAGUGUCCCCGAAGAACGACGCCGAGACCAUCAUGCAGUUCCUCAAGAUCAACAUCUUCCUCCUCGUCGCCAUCGCCGCAACCCUGGUGCGCGCUCAGGGCGAUGAUUGGAACACGGAUACAGGAGUGCCGGAGUGCAACGAUUGCAUAAAAACAUGUAAAAUGCAGACAAACGCGGACUACGUGUACUGUAGGUACACCUUCUGCUUCAACGACUGCAUAACGGUCAACGGUGACGGCCCGACGAAGCCAAAGCCAACUGAAAGCGCAGGCGGCCAACAAGGCAACCAACAAGGGAACCAACAAGGGAGCCAACAAGGAAGCCAACAAGGCAACCAACAAGGCAACCAAAAUGGGAACCAAAAUGGGAACCAAAAUGGGAACCAAGAUGGGAACCAAAAAGGUCGCAGGUAGCCGAGUAAACUUUUAGUGAUGCAGCUCGUGACGUCAUCGUGGAGCUCGGAGGAUAGCUGAGCGGGUUUCUUAAGCGUGUUUCUUCUGUCGAACAAUAAAGUGUCUUUUGUAUCCUCUGAAAAA
Molecule: messenger RNA, 604 nt
Organism: Bemisia tabaci
Lineage: Eukaryota; Metazoa; Arthropoda; Insecta; Hemiptera; Aleyrodidae
Source: RefSeq, a predicted model, not a curated record